AUGUCAUCAGCCGCAGGCGGAGCGUUUAGAAGAUUUCUUAAUAGUGAAACGGGUCCCAAGACCGUACAUUUCUGGGCCCCCACUUUCAAAUGGGCUUUAGUCUUUGCAGGCAUUAGCGACAUCAAUCGACCCGUUGACAAACUCUCCGGCAUUCAAAACCUGUCGCUUCUCGCCACAGGCGUUAUUUGGACCCGUUGGUCCUUCGUCAUCAAGCCCAAAAACAUGCUGCUUGCAUCCGUGAAUUUCUUCUUGGGAUGCACCGCGGGCUACCAACUCUCACGUAUCUGCAAUUACCGGCUGCAGCAGGGCGACUCCACUCAACAGGUGAUCGACUACGUGAUCAACGGGCCCCGGAAACCCGAUUCCAAGAUUCACAAGCUUCAGAACUCCGCGUCGGGUUCUGUCAACAACAACUCCAUGAGCCACGGCUCUACUGCAUGA
This is a messenger RNA of Lachancea meyersii CBS 8951, 441 nucleotides long. The record is from the annotation of a GenBank genome assembly. NCBI's taxonomy places the organism in Eukaryota, Fungi, Ascomycota, Saccharomycetes, Saccharomycetales, Saccharomycetaceae.